CUAUGUGGAAACCGAGAGACAGAGGAGGACGGUCCCCACGCGGGCACGCGUGCCGAGAGGGUGGGGGGGUUCCCGUGGGCACGAGUCGAGCUCCCGACGCAGUGCCCGGCUGGUACCCGAUGGUACCCGAUGGUACCCGGUGUCACCCGGUGUGUUUUCCCGGUUUGUGGUUCGAGCUGCACCGCUUGUCGGAAACGAGGAAAAAUCGUCCGGCGUGUCGGCGAGAUGAGCUCGCCAGGAGAGAUCGGGCGUGGGAGAUGGGCCGGUGCGUGAGCGGUCUUCCUUCCUCCGGGCCGCCGAAGAUGGAAGCGGUCGGUCCGAGGGCGCGGAGACGGCGGGACGGCGCAAGCGCGCUCGGGAUGGUGGAAACAUUUCUAUUACUGCUUCUGGUGGUGGCCUUUGUGGCGACAUCUUCGGACAUUUCGGAGGACUACAUCAGCGCAACGACUACAUCGCAAUCUCCGCCCAACGAAACAUCAUGGAAACCACCGGAAGUUUCAACAACCAUGGCCGCCAACCUUUCCGAUACAGUCUGGGAAUGUCCAAUUAUAACCAACAAUGCCGUCGAGUGCUCCUGUGACUUUCCGCAUACCUUGAGGUGUACCGGGGACAGGAGUGCGUUGGAAGUAAUCGGCAGACAUUUGAGGAACAGUCGUCCUGGAAAAAUAUCACUUUUGGACAUCACGGUGGCUGGGAUUUCCACACUUCCGGCAAAUUUUCUAGAAGACGUCGCUCUGCACGGAUUGGUCGUUUCCACUGGAGAACUGCGUCGGGUCCACGAGAAUGCCUUCACUGCAUUGGCUAGACCUCUGCAGGCUCUUGGAUUGCCCAACAAUCUUUUGGAUUCCGUUCCAACCGUGGCUCUGAAGCACAUAAUCGGAUUGGACAGAUUGGACUUGUCCCAUAACAAAUUGAAAACCCUAGAAGCCGACUCCUUCAAAGGGCUGUCGAAUUUAAUUUAUUUGGAUCUUUGUGACAAUCUACUCUCGCAACUGUCGCCGCAAGCAUUUUCGGCAGUUCCGGCUUUGCGGUCUCUGAAGAUGAAAGGAAACCGACUGAGCGUAUCGGCACUUUCAGCCCUCAGAGGUUUGAAGAAUCUCGAAGAACUCGACCUCUCCAAUAAUAUGCUUCUGGGACCAAUGGGACCGAAUCUUCUCCCUCGGAUGCCCAAAUUGCGAUUUCUUACCGUCUCUGAAAAUGAAUUAGUGAACGUUCAACAAGGAGCAUUAAUUGGACUUCCGAACUUGACUUCGCUAAGUCUCAGUCACAACCAGAUCGACGUUCUGGAGGACCAUUCCUUCAAGUACUUGUCAACUUUGACUCGGCUAGACUUGGCGAAUAAUCGCAUAGUCGCGGUAUCGAGUGCAUCGCUGGCACAUUUGGACAAAUUGACGACCCUGGACCUGACCCAUAAUUUUCUAAGGUCUUUAACCGCGGACCUGGUGGUGCCAUUGAAGAGUCUGCAAGAUCUGCUGCUGGACGACAACGACAUCACGAUGGUGUCCAGCGACGUUCCCACUUCCAAGCUCCACCUGAAGCGCUUAUCUCUUUCCGACAAUCCUUUAAACUGUGACUGUACCCUGUUAGAGUUUGCCAAUUGGCUGAGCAACUCCACCCUGGACGAGGAGGACAAGGCUUCGGCAGUUUGCGCGACUCCUCCUGCUCUGGAAAACGGAAUCCUAACUCAGGUUUCACCUGGGAGUCUGCUUUGCGGGGAACCAACCCCGCCGAUCAUGACCAGGGUUCCUCUGGCUGGGGCCCAAUUGACCUUAAAAGAAUUCCGCUAUGAUAGAAACACCGGAGUUAAUUUACUCUGGCAUGUGGAGCCUUGUACAGAAAGAUACACUUGUGAUACUUUAAUAGUUUACGAGACCGUUGGCGACAGCGAGGUCCAGACCGAGUCGAGUCCACUUCGUUGCGACUCCAGGCUCAUGAGGGAUCCCUGUUCGCUGCCUGUAUCCAUACCUUCGUCCCUCCGACUGCAGCCUGGACAUAAGUACAAAUACUGCGUGGUGUUGCUGGUGCCAACCGGCUAUGACGAUGUAUCCCUCGGUCUGGGGUGCAGCGACGUGAUCACCCUGGAAGAAACGACAUUCGAUGGUUGGCGGGAGCAAUCCGCGGUGUCUGGGUCCCAGGAUGUGAUCGUCAACCCCAGGAUAACAGGAGUCCACGUAAACGUUUCGGAGCAGGGCUUCCUCCACGUGGAUAUCGGUCUUUCCGAGGAGUCCGCGAGUAACCUGGAUUGUCAGGUCUCGGUGGUGGUGUUCGCAACGGACUCAGUGGUUCAUCGCAGGAAGCUGAACUGCACCUUAAAGUUUGUCACGCUAAGUGGGCUGUUACCAGGAAGAUACACGGUGUGCGUCAGUUUGGACGACGUGGCCGAUGAAGGGCUCCCACCAGGUUCCCAGGAUUACGGGAGGUCUAGAUGCGUCGAGGUGCAGGCAUUUCGACAGUACACGGAGAUGUUCGUCGCUGCGGUCGUUGCAGCGUUUUGCGGAGCUCUCGUCACCGUUGGCCUCAUCUGUCGAAGUCUGAUCAGGCGGGCCAGACAUCCACGUAUUCAGACUCCCUGCUUCUUGCCUGCUCAAGAAUUCGAAAUCACGCAUAAAGCUCAUUACAUUAAGCUCCUGGCGACGACAAAAGUCUGAAGCAUCCCCGAGACUCUGCGUGUCGUACCGUUUUCCUUUUUAAAUAGAGGGGAACGAAUUCAAUUUUCUAACGAAGUGCAGGGCUCCUAUUCUCGAGUUAAUAUGCAUUUUUUUCGCGUACGAAGAGAUUCGCAUAAAAAACGUUCUAUUGCUGCGAAGCCGCGUUGGUCAACGUUUGAAAGUCGAAAACGAAACCGUUAAUUUCGUAUGCAAAACUUGAUCGUCUGAACUCGAAAAUCGGAUCCCUGGUCACCGAUGGACUGAUUUAUCGAGGAGAGAUUCUUUUUUGUACAUUGUUUCUAUUGUAGCAAAAUGGUGCCUUCGAUAAUGACCAUAUUGUGCAUAACGGAGCUGUCCAUAAAACGUAUUUAUAAGUUGGUCAGCCUAAUUGUCAAGGCAGAGCAUUAUUUACAGAACUCGUUAACUUAUUCGCGCAGGUCGAAUCGUUUUAGUAAGACCUGACAUAGGAUGUAAUAGCAGCCUUUUAAGGGCGCCACCUGAAGCUUACUUAAUAAUACUGACAAAUUAGUGAUAAUCGCGGGUGUAUGUAUAUUCGGACGAUUUACGAAUUCUGUUAUUAACUUCAUCCGCGCUUGAGAUAUUCCUGUCAAUGUCAUGAAUAUAAAUAUAUGUAUUUUUUAGAGCGAAUCAUUAAUUAGAUAUAGCGGACGGUUAAACAUUCCAUAAACCGUGUACGAUGACUCUUUAUGUAUAUUGCAUCGACGUGAGGUGUAUGACGGUAGUUUUUGCGUAGACAAUGGAACGCAAUGCCAUACGUUCGUGUACAAAAAUGAACAAUUACCUAUAAACCGAUAUUAUUAAAUAAUUAUAAAAUGUAAGAAUAAUCCAUUUAUGUAUGGCCUAAUAAUUGUCCUUGAUAAGUGCGUCGCAGAAUGCUUAUUUAAUAACAUUGUUCUUUAACGAUGGUAAUGCGUGUAAAUUCCGACGCUUACGUAGAUCUUAAGAUUUCGAUUAGAUUAGGCUCCUGACAUGUUAACCGAAAUAAAUUUUGUUAUUUUUCAA
This is a messenger RNA of Orussus abietinus, 3671 nucleotides long. RefSeq lists its product as uncharacterized. NCBI's taxonomy places the organism in Eukaryota, Metazoa, Arthropoda, Insecta, Hymenoptera, Orussidae. The coding region runs from base 3 to 2648 and encodes 881 amino acids. The transcript has 7 exons. Gene Ontology annotation, molecular function: protein binding. The record is from RefSeq and is a predicted model, not a curated record.